GUGUAGUGGGGUGUGGAGUGUGGAGAGCAGCGGACGAGACAAUGGCGAUGAUGCAGUGGUGCGCGGUGGUGGCUCGGAGGAUGAUGGCCACGGCGACGCAGCGGCCGCCUUCAAUACCUUCGUCAACAAGUGCGGUGUUGGGAGCGCCAAUCCUGUGCGGCAGGGGUGAUAAAAAGACCAAGAGGGGGAAGAGAUUCAAGGGCUCUUAUGGAAACGCGAGGCCGAAGAAGAAGCAGAUGAUCCAGCGCAUCAAGGACAAGGUCGAGGUUCCCAGGUCAACUCCUUGGCCUCUUCCGUUCAGACUCAUCUAAGUUUCAUGAUUUUGAUGAUAAUUAUGUAAUAGUUCUAGUUAUGGAGCUAGGUUUUAUGCUUGUUCAGUAGUGCUUGUACAUUUCUUACGGAUUUUGGAUUGAUUAUGAAUUUCUGAUUUCUUAUAAUGAGAAAUUAUCCAUUUUUCCAAUGUUUGUUUUUCAAGUUUGAAAAUUUCGGGGUUGGAAAAUGUUCA
This is a messenger RNA of Rubroshorea leprosula, 505 nucleotides long. The record is from the annotation of a GenBank genome assembly. Lineage: Eukaryota; Viridiplantae; Streptophyta; Magnoliopsida; Malvales; Dipterocarpaceae.